Messenger RNA from Phlebotomus argentipes, 2174 nucleotides. It is a transcript of the gene mRpS30, whose product is annotated as large ribosomal subunit protein mL65. The record is from RefSeq and is a predicted model, not a curated record. NCBI's taxonomy places the organism in Eukaryota, Metazoa, Arthropoda, Insecta, Diptera, Psychodidae. The transcript is spliced from 2 exons. Gene Ontology annotation, biological process: translation. Gene Ontology annotation, cellular component: ribosome; mitochondrion; mitochondrial large ribosomal subunit. Gene Ontology annotation, molecular function: structural constituent of ribosome. Bases 55 to 1701 code for a protein of 548 amino acids.
GCUAAGAAAGCAAAACAAGGCGAAUUCAACCACACUUUGUGAUUCUCGUGAAAAAUGUCUCUCGUGCGUGUAAAUGCGGGAUUUUCACGGAUCCUGUGCCAGCACUCGCGUCUCCUGACCACCAGCGCGGCGCCGGCGAAUGAGGAGUACGUGUCAGAGCCGCAAUAUCCCGAAAUUUUGGAUCUCUCAUUCCGCGCGCGGAAGUACCGCCAGAAGCAGACCUGGCAUGACAAGCUGCGGCGAGUGGCCUCGGUGGAGGAGAAGCUGCUGGGCAUCAACAUGCCCAGGUACUAUGGAUACAAGUGCGUGAUGCUGAACGAUCAGAAGAUCCCGUACAAUAGUCUGCCAUUCACGCAGUUCGCCACGCGUACGGCGUUCCGGGAGGCCGACAAACUGCCGGACUUUUACCGGCGCUACGACGAGGCGGCGGAACGGAUUGCGGGCGCUGUGCAGGGGGCGAUUGAGGAGGUGCUGGAGCACGAGCUGAGGGGCUACAGGAAGGCGCACGAGGGCAGGAGUGACACACUCACGGAGACACAAAAGCUGGACAUUGUGGCUGCGGCGAUUGUCCGGGAAGUGAAUAGGAUCGUCAUGAACAGCCUCAGCGGAGAGUUUCCCCACCUGGAGGAGUUGGAUGUGGAUCUGGCGGCCAGACACGAGGCCUUUUGGGUGGUCGGCGGCAUAAAUCCGCCGCUGAUGGUGACAAAAAUGCGAGACGGCCUCAGAUGGUCGAAGAAAUACAAGGACGAUCCCACGGACAGAUUCUUCCAGUACAGAGGCACUCCUUAUCUUGCUCUUCGCCAUGAACAUCCGCUGUCGCCGCUGGCGGACGUUCUGGAGGAUUCUUCGGCAGUUCUUGAGUUCACUUACGAUCCCGGCACGAUUGGCUACUUCCAUGAGCACUGCCACGGCACUUGCAUUCCCGGAUUCUGGCCGGGCGAGCGCAGGGAGUUCGGCACACUGUCCUUUCAGACUAGAAGUCACUUCCUGACGCGCAGCAAGCACUUCGGGGCGCAGGACGAUCAGGAGGCGCUGCACGCGCAAGGAAUCACCGGCAGCUACGCCUGGCUGCUGGCUCAGGCCGCCUACCAGGGCUUCAACACCUACAACGAGCUCACAUACCCGCUCGUGGCGCAGACCGUGAUCACGGAUGGCCAGAAGUGGUCGUUCUACGCCUACCAGCUCAACACGCUGCUCCUGCACUCUCACCACAUCCAGGAGAAUCCCAGGGUGAACGAGUGCUGGGGCACGCGCGAAGAGAAGCUCUUCGACAGCGUGGAUGACGCCGGAAAGCUCGUGGGCUUCAAUCUGGAAGUGCUGAAGCGCCUCGUCGCCUUCUAUUGCAACGCCCCGGCGAAGCGUGAAGGCGAGAUGCGGCCGUACCUGGACGCCAAGGACCAACACGUGGCGGAUAUUGAGAAUGUGGAGAAGAGAGAGUGGCUGGAGCGGACAUUCAAGCACAUCAUGUCCAAUCGGCCACUCAGCCGACAGAUUCCGGAGAUUUUCCACUGGGAGAGGAUCUACAUGAUUGACAACAAGAAGCGCCAAAUGGAUCCGCUGCGCAAGUGGUGGCAGCUGCCGAAGAAUCCCUUCCAGCGACGUCUGGAUGAUCACACGCCCAGAUACAUCCCGAAGGUGAUCCGCCCUGGCGGCCCGAAGAGCAAGGACAAGUUCGAGAAGACACACUAUCCGGACUGCUGAGUUUCACGCAUUUGUCAUAGUUUUGUAGUCCAUUAAAGAAGGCUUUGAGGAGGAUUUUCUGCUUUUUAGUGGCUUUUGACUGGCGGAUUUGAAGUGGGGGAAAUAUUUCAGGAAAUUUCGGGACAACAAAUGGCGACAAAUCACCAAACGAAAUAGCCUGCUGUGAUUUAGUGAUGACUUUAAGUGCUUUCUUUUGAAUCAAACCUCGAUUAAAUACUGAUUCAUUCAAUAUAUUUACACAAAUCGUGUCUAGAAAGUGCUGAAAAGGAAUGACUAAAUUUUAUUCAUGCAGAAAGUAUUGAGAAUUUCGCUCGUAUUUGUAUAUUUGGUGUACAGAUUUCAGCAAAAUUAUCUUUCCCUUGGAAAUUCACGCGUAAAUCACUGAACUCCUGCCGCAAAAGAACUGGUUUCUUGUCAUCUUUGGGUCAAGAAAUGUAAUUGAAAUAUGAAUAAUGCAGUAAAAUCAAUAAAAA